UCACACUGACACACUUCUGUCGCACGCUCACGAUGCCGCAUGUAUGGGAAUGUCGUGUGGCCCGCGUCGGCACGCGGUUCGCACGAUGAGGGCUAAGGGGCACCCCUCGGAAGGAACCGAUUCGGAAGUCGGAACCGAUUCACACGCAUCACAACAUUGCCGGCGGGGUAGAGUAGACUGGAGUAGAGUAGAGGUGGAAAUUGAAGUGGACGUAAAGGGCACGCAAAGGUGGAGGAAGGUGGAGGAAGUAACACUCGAACCACCGAGACAAGAAUCGACGUGCGGACGCUACCUUCAGAUGGAAACAUCAGUUAACGUUUCGGUAGCGCACCGACAACAUCAGAAGAAUUUAAGAAAAAAAAGUGAAAAAGUUUUCAAAGUGUUUAUAUACCCUUGGGAUUUAUCAACGUUGGUGAAACAUUAAUUUAACUGUGAGAGAACAUAGAGUUCAAUACGCACACGCAGACGGGGUGGAAACGUGUGUCACCUCUGAGCGACAAUACUGACAAUCGCCGUGGACGGGGAUAAUUACGCGGCUAAUUAAUCGCAAUUACUAUGCCAAUUAGCGAGAGCGACUACUCGUACGACGAAGCCACCAACGAUCACUACGAUCUGGACCAUCAGCACGCUGCACCCACAUCGACAACCCAAAACAGAAUGAUGUCCAAAGCCGAGUUAAGAAAGACGCAUAAACCGAUAAUGGAAAAACGUCGACGUGCAAAAAUCAACAAUUGUUUGAAUGAGAUCAAAGACUUGAUUCUGUCAGCAAUGAAAAAAGACCCUGAACGUCAUUCAAAACUAGAAAAAGCCGACAUCUUAGAAAUGGCCGUUAAACACUUAAAGUCCGUUCAGAAACAACAGAAAGAAAUCGCCAUCCGCACAGAUCCAACCCUAGCUUUAAAAUAUAAAUCCGGUUAUCUGGAGUGCGCAUCAGAGGUGUCAUCCUACGUGGACCAAAUCGAUGGGGUUGACGCGGGGUUAAAGCAACGCUUAUCAAGCCACCUCAACAAAUGCGCCAACACCAUCGAGCGUCCACAAUUCGAUUUCACCUCCAGCUCGCUGCUGGCUUCGUUCGCGGCGCACAGCCGCUUCAACCACAACGACGACCAGAACAACAAUAGUGGUCGGCAGUUGCCCACAAUGCAAGGCAUCGAAUUAAUACCGAGCUGCUUACCGAAUGGAGACUUUGCUUUCUUGGUUCCGAAAGCAUCAUUUUCAUCGAUUUUAAAUUCGAGUGGAAAUUUAAAUAAUCUAGAAAAUAUCGCAAAAAUGAACGUUCUGAAAGAGUUGACCGAGGUGAAAGACCCAGUGCGUUUGUUACGGUAAUGCCAAGACCACAAACUGGUCUUUUGACCAUUGCGAAACCAUUGAGUCCACCAAUCAGCCCUGAAAUGCCUAAAAUCAUCAAACCAAAGGCUGAGAAAGCACCUAUUGGCUUGAAUAUCACAACGAAUGAUAAAAUACAAAAUAUUAAAUUUCCGAUUAAUACCAUAACACAUCACCAACAGCAUAAAAAGGAACACGAACCAUUGUGUAUUAUCACUAAUACCGGCGAGAGUUAUCGGCAAGCACAGCGGAUUGACGAAACAAGACAUCAGGAAGAAAACCGUUAUUACUCUUCAAAACCACAGACAACACAACAACAACAACAACAACAACCAUUGAUCAAUAGUUUAAAGCGAAAAGCCGAAGGGUUAUUAUCUGUUGCGCCCGUGAAAUAUCCCCGAGUGGAAAUUAUUGAGGAAAUGCCGAGUGUAAGUGCGUUUAAAAGAGUUGAGCAGUUUAGUGGUGUAGAAAAAUAUGAUAAACCUACUGUUUACGAGUGUAUAAGUAGUGAUGAUGAUGACGAUGAUGAAGAUGAUGAUAUUGUAACUGAGAAAAAUGAUGAUGAAAAUGAUAAUGAUAAGAAUGAACCAAUGUGGCGUCCUUGGUAAAAUUUUUAGAAAGAUCUUACUUUGCACGAGAAUAAUAUUGUGAUAGUUAUUAAUUCAAUAAUUAAUUAAAUUCUCAAAUCAUUAAAAAUCUAUUAAAAAUCAUUAAAAAUCUAUUCAGGUUUAAAUUCUGAGUCUACUAAUAUCAAAAUUUUAUUGAAAUCUCUUUUGUAUAAAAAAUAGAAAGAAAUUUAAGGACAUUUUUGAAUUACUGCAUAAUGCUCUUUUAAUUGUUUAUAACUUUUUGUAUUAUCAUGUUUUAAAAACAUAUCUCCACCAAUUGGACCAAGAAAUUAAUACUAAAAAUAUUUCUAAAGAAGAUACCGAUAAAAAAGAAAUAGAUUUUGUAAUAUUCACAAAGAAAAGGUAAUAAUCACAUUAUUAUUAUUGCGUCAAGUAAGAAAACACCUAAAUACUGCCAUAUAAGAUCUCAUUAUUUUUUCAAGUUGCAAUUUAAGUUAAGAUAAAGAUUAAAAAUUAAGAACUCAAUCA
Dalotia coriaria is the source of this 2423-nucleotide messenger RNA. It is a transcript of the gene dpn, whose product is annotated as deadpan. The coding region runs from base 556 to 1326 and encodes 256 amino acids. NCBI's taxonomy places the organism in Eukaryota, Metazoa, Arthropoda, Insecta, Coleoptera, Staphylinidae. The record is from RefSeq and is a predicted model, not a curated record. Gene Ontology annotation, molecular function: DNA-binding transcription factor activity, RNA polymerase II-specific; RNA polymerase II cis-regulatory region sequence-specific DNA binding; protein dimerization activity. Gene Ontology annotation, cellular component: nucleus. The transcript has 4 exons. Gene Ontology annotation, biological process: regulation of neurogenesis; regulation of transcription by RNA polymerase II; anterior/posterior pattern specification.